CCCUGGCCCGCCCAUCGCCGUGGCGUCGGGGCGGGUGGAGCCGGACGCCGCCCCGCCCCGUGGCCGUGGUCAUGGCCGAGGUGCCCGCCGCGGGGGCCUCGCCCGAGCCGCCCGCCGGAGACGACCCGGCGGCGCCCCCUCGCUGCGCCCGCCUGCGGGCCGUCGAGCCGGUGCUGCUGCUGGCCACGCUGGCGCUCGGCUUGCAGGGCCCGCUCUGCACCCAGUACCUCUGGGACCGCCUCGGCCCGCAGAACGGCACCGACAGGACCGGCGCCGGGGUCCGCCUGGAGGGCGGCGAGUGCGCCAACGGGACCGGCGCCGGGCAGCAGGAGGUGGAGACUCUGGUGGCCCACUGGAACCUCGUCCUCAACCUGGCUGGCUUCUGUGUGGGCCUCUUCUCCGUGACCCUCUUUGGGCCCUGGAGCGACAGUGUGGGCCGCCGGGCCGUCCUCCUCCUGCCGGCGCUGGGCAUGGCGCUGCAGGCGGCCAUCUACCUGGUGGUCAUGUACCUCCAGCUCCCUGUGGCAUACCUCCUGCUGGGGCGCAUCCUGAGCGGCCUCUCCGGGGACUACAACCUGGUCCUGGCCGGCUGCUUCGCCUACGUGGCCGACGUCAGUGACCGGCGCAGGCGCACCUUCCGGGUGGCUGUCUUGGAGGCCUGCCUCGGCCUGGCGGGGAUGGCGGCCAGCAUCCUUGGCGGGCAGUGGCGCCGGGCACAAGGGUACAUCGCUCCUUUCUGGCUGGUCUUCGCCGUGAGCCUCGGGGCCGCUAUCUAUGUGGCCUUUUUCCUCCAGGAAUCAGUGGUGAGGCGACAGCCUGGGAGACUCCUCACCCUCUGCCAUUAUGCGACCGUGUAUCGCCUUUUCGUGCCCGCCACCCGGGACUGGGCCUGGAAAAAACUCACCCUGUACUGCCUCACUUUCUUCCUGGUGCUCACCGUGCAUUUUGGAGCCCGGGACAUCUUGGUGCUGUACGAGCUCAGCUCCCCGCUCUGCUGGGACUCGGGGUUGAUUGGCUACGGUUCGGCGGCCCACUAUUUGACGUACCUCAGCAGCUUGGCAGGGCUGCGCCUGCUCCAGAUGUGCGUGGAGGACAGCUGGGUGGCCGAAGUGGGCCUGCUUUCCAACAUUUUGGGGCUGGUGACCAUUGCGCUGGCUGCUACAACACCAGUAAUGUUUACAGGUUAUGGCCUCCUGUUCCUCUCCAUGACGGCCACUCCUGUGAUUCGCUCCAAGUUGUCCAGAUUGGUUGAUGAGACAGAGCAAGGUGCUCUCUUUGCUGCCGUGGCCUGCGUGGAAGGCCUGUGCUCGCUGGUGGCCACGGGGGUCUUCAGCUCCCUUUACCCUGCCUGCCUCUACUUCAUGAAGGGCUUCCCCUUCCUCUUCGGAGCCAGCCUCCUCGUCCUCCCAGCCACCAUCCUCGGGUGGAUAGAAAUCCAGGAUUCAAAACCCAACUAUAGCCACUUCACCGACGCUCCUGAUCCGCUGCCGGAGGCCGAACAGUGACAGGCUGAACCUGAGCUGCUGCCAUUACAGAACCGGCAACUGAUUUCUGUGUGUUCUUCUGUCAUGAAUUGAAUGCCUUGGAAAGGUCAUUUUUGCUGGGUCAGCUUUUCCUCUUGACUCUCCUUAUGUGGCCUUUUAAUGUAAGCUAGGAGCCAACUUUCCUCUGAGAUGAGCAUUGGGUUGCCGGAUUGGGUGUGUAAUGAUUGGGUGUUCAAAUCUGACCCCUAGGAAAGGGGAGGAAGCCUAGUGAGCCCUAGAUUAAAUUUUUUUGGGGGGGGGUUCCUGGGGCGUUCAAUUUGGCAUUUUGGGGAGACCACAGAGAAAGCCCCCCUUCUUAUCCCACCAGCCCUGGCUCCAACUAAAGUGGGUGCAGUGCACAGCCCCACAGGAGGGAUCCCAGCAGUGGGGUGUAUUUUUUCCCCCAAAAGGGAAGCUGUAACUCUCUGUAGCCAGACUUUUUGCAAGGGAGGGCUGCCAGGAGACGGAGACAGUUAACUUGUCUGAAGAUAAUGACUGAUGGCUUCAGGAGUGGGGGGGGUGCCCAGAGGGGGAUGUCCUAUCUCUGAUGCCAAUUACCUCUCCCCAUGCCAGGGGAAGGGGCGCCUGCCCACGACUCAGCUUUGCUUGCCUCUUCUUGCUGGGAGUGGGCAGCCUGAUUUUCCCCAGGUUCAGACUGCUGCCAAAUGCUCCUAGACCUCUUCAAUGUUUGUGUGUGCACACGUGGACACAUGGAUGUACGGGGACAUGUGGCAAUAAAACUAGGGGCUGCUGAUAA
Rhineura floridana is the source of this 2280-nucleotide messenger RNA. It is a transcript of the gene SLC46A1, whose product is annotated as solute carrier family 46 member 1. Gene Ontology annotation, cellular component: plasma membrane. Gene Ontology annotation, molecular function: transmembrane transporter activity. Gene Ontology annotation, biological process: transmembrane transport. NCBI's taxonomy places the organism in Eukaryota, Metazoa, Chordata, Lepidosauria, Squamata, Rhineuridae. The transcript has 5 exons. Bases 72 to 1505 code for a protein of 477 amino acids. The record is from RefSeq and is a predicted model, not a curated record.